Messenger RNA from Aspergillus oryzae RIB40, 813 nucleotides. RefSeq names its product putative pathogenicity factor. The transcript has a single exon. The record is from RefSeq and is a predicted model, not a curated record. NCBI's taxonomy places the organism in Eukaryota, Fungi, Ascomycota, Eurotiomycetes, Eurotiales, Aspergillaceae. The coding region runs from base 1 to 813 and encodes 270 amino acids.
AUGCCCCCAAAACCAAAACCCCGAAAAGAAAACCAACCCCAAGAAGAACCCCUCCCACCCUGCGAAUUCACGUUCCCCUGUCCAGCAACAGACGAUAAAGCCAACAAUCCACGCCGAAAGGUCAUAUCCCAUAUCUUCGGCCGAAAUAAGUACGCCACGAAGCGGUUCCCGGACCAUGUGUGGGUGCAUUACUGUCGACAGCAUUACCAGCGGGCGCGGUAUAGGGUUGAGUGGCCGGUCAUGCAGUGUGAGCUGUUGAUGGUUGUCCUGGGACGCAUGGAGAGAUGGGGUGGUGUUAAGGGGUGGGAUGUUGUGUUGAGGAAGAGGGAGGUGGAGAGGUUGAAAGGGGAGGAUGGGGGAGAGGGCACCUCUACUUCUACUUCUACUUCUACUACCGAGUGUGAUCUUAUUACGCUCUCGUCUGGGUCCGGCUCGUCGUCUGCCUGUGUUGGGUUUACUACUGAUGAUGGUGGUGAGCAUGGCAGACGUAGGAAACCAAAUAUUGUGGCUUCGCCUGUGUCGGGUUGGCUUUUGAGGGAGGUUGGUUCGGAUAAGUCUUUUGCAGAUUUGCGGGACCUUGUUCGUCGGGUACGUGAGGAUAUGGAUUCUCUUCGUGGACGGGGCGUGCCGGCCCGUCGAGUCGUGUUUCCGGAUAUUGAGCUUUUACCGACGUUUCAGUCUUGGGUUCUGGCUCCGGCGAAGAAGAGGCGGAGGAGUGUGAGGAGAGAUGUAGGUCGAGGGAAGAAGGGUGGGAUUGGAGAGAAGGUUUCGAGGGUUAAUGGGAAGGGGGCUGUGAAGAGGGUUCACCAGUGA